Messenger RNA from Chaetomium globosum CBS 148.51, 291 nucleotides. RefSeq lists its product as uncharacterized. The transcript is spliced from 2 exons. NCBI's taxonomy places the organism in Eukaryota, Fungi, Ascomycota, Sordariomycetes, Sordariales, Chaetomiaceae. The coding region runs from base 1 to 291 and encodes 96 amino acids. The record is from RefSeq and is a predicted model, not a curated record.
AUGUCUUCCACCGAUUUUACCAUUGACCAGUCCGACAUUGAGAAGCUCAAUGACAAGGACAAGACCGAGCUGCGCCAGUUCUUUGCCAACGAGGAGCACCGCUCCCGCAUCCAGUCCCAAACGCACGAACUCACCGGCAUCUGCUGGAAGAAGUGCGUGACGUCAGGCACCUUCCGGUCGGGGGCCCUCGACAAGAGCGAGCAGAGCUGCCUGGCCAACUGCGUCGACCGGUUCAUGGACGCCAACCUCGCGACGAUGAAGCACCUGGCGAGCAUGCGCCAGCAGCAGUGA